Molecule: messenger RNA, 259 nt
Organism: Racocetra persica
Lineage: Eukaryota; Fungi; Glomeromycota; Glomeromycetes; Diversisporales; Gigasporaceae
Source: the annotation of a GenBank genome assembly
AUGUCUGACUCUAAAGAGACCGUUCCAACAAGGGAAUUGGGUUUUACUAAAUACCAUGAAGAUGUAACAGAAGAAAAAUUUACCACCAGUUUAAAUUACACUGAAAGGAAACAAUUGUUAAGUUUUAUCAGUGACUCUUCACCUUUGGAUAAUGAUUCCGAUUAUAGAUGGGAACUAUUUGGACAAACAUCAAAAAAGCGUAGUUACGAUGAUUCGGUAGAUGAGGACCACCAAAAUGCUGCAGAAAUAAAAAGACAUG